AGAAGUGGAUGUCUUAAGAUAAAUCUAGUUACUUGACCCCUUGGGUGAGGCGGGUAUUGUCAAAUUCUAUGAUUACUUUACUUGGUAGGACUAUCAUUGUAUUUUACUUGAAAGGGUAGCAUAUUCAACAAUUUAAACAGCUUGACAUCAAUCUCCAUGAAUAUAUCCAAUCACACUCACUUAACAUUAAGGAAAUCCAAUCAAUCUUUAAAUAAGUUACUACCUCACUAAUGUUUAUCCAUUCCCAUGGAAUUACACAUACCGAUCUUAAGCCUGAAAACAUUGUUUUUGCCAAUCAACAAAAGUACCCAGAUCAAUUAAAUGAAUAAGAAAAUUAGUUAAACUAAUAGAUAUGGGAGGUGCCACUUAAGCCAAUGAACAUCAUAGUACUGUCAUCAAUACUAGAUAAUACAGAGCACCUGAAGUUAUCAUGCGAUGCGAUACCUGGGAUACAUCAAGUGACAUCUGGAGUUUAGCUUGCCUUAUAGUAGAAUUAUACACUGGUAUAUUCUCAAAACAAACAACAAUUUAGGAAGAGUUUUUAUUAAAGUAGGCAAUAACGAUUUAAUGCAUUUGGCUAUUAUACAAUCUAUCUUUGGACCAAUACCAUGGUACAUGAAAUAGCGAUCCAAAUAUAAAACUAGAUUUAAUUCCCUUCCAAAAGUCUAACCUUAAAAAUAAUUGCAUCAAAUCAUCGAAGAUUAAGAUCUUCUUAAUCUUCUUAACUUGAUGUUUACAAUAGAUCAUCAUUAAAGAAUUACUUGUAAACAAAUUCUAGAACAUUAAUUCUUUUAGAAACUAUUUUGAUUUUUUUGAUUUAUAUUAUUUGUUUAAUUAACUUUACUUAAUUCUCAAAAAAAAUUAUGGUGCGUAGUAAAAUUAAAUUAAAAUAUCAUUUUCAUAAAUUUGAUUCAAAUCUUUAUAAUUUUUAAACGAACUUGUCUAAUUCAAGCAACAGUAAUUUAAAUUAAUAUCAUAAAUACAACAUUACUUUUUUUGCUAUAGAUGCAGACUAUCCAAUAUAAUCCAAUUACUAAACUCAUUUUAAAUGGAGAUACUAGUCCUAUCAAUGAGGAUGACUAAUAAUCAGAUCCUCCUUAAAAAUCCUACCUAAAUCAUCAUAUUGCCCUUGAAAUUUCUAAAAAUAAAAUACAAAGAAGGAAAAAAAGUAUUCAGGUGAUAACUGAUGAACUUAUCUUAUGGAAUAAUUACUUACACCAUAAAUUUUAACACCCAGACCAAGUACAUCAUCAUAGAAAUGGGAUGACUUUAUGAAUCCAGGGAAAUAACUCUAUAGCUGAU
Messenger RNA from Paramecium sonneborni, 1302 nucleotides. Lineage: Eukaryota; Ciliophora; Oligohymenophorea; Peniculida; Parameciidae. The record is from the annotation of a GenBank genome assembly.